This is a messenger RNA of Camellia sinensis, 2465 nucleotides long. It is a transcript of the gene ABCG25, whose product is annotated as ATP-binding cassette family G25. Lineage: Eukaryota; Viridiplantae; Streptophyta; Magnoliopsida; Ericales; Theaceae. Gene Ontology annotation, biological process: transmembrane transport. The record is from RefSeq and is a predicted model, not a curated record. Gene Ontology annotation, molecular function: ATP binding; ABC-type transporter activity; ATP hydrolysis activity. Gene Ontology annotation, cellular component: plasma membrane.
CAUACCCAUCUCUCUCUCUCACUUGCUCCCUCCAAAAAAAAUUUCCCUCUACUUUCUCUCUCAUUUUCCCACUAUUUCUUUUACCCACCUAGAAAAAGAAAAAAAAAAUGCCAUCCUUGGGUGGAGUAGAAACUCCAAAUGCAGACCCAUCCAAAGACUCUCCUCGAGAUUCUCAUACCUUGCAAUACAUAAUGGCUUCUUGUUACCCAAUCACCCUCAAGUUCAUAGACGUGUGUUAUAGGCUAAAAUUGGAGAAGAGGAGCACAGGCGACAACUUCACAAAGAUGUUGACCGGUGGUGGUGGUCCCACAAGAUCAACGGACACGAUCACAGAACGAACAAUCCUAAACGGAAUAACCGGAAAAGUAUCCCCAGGCGAAAUCCUAGCCGUUCUAGGCCCAUCAGGGAGCGGGAAAUCAACGCUGUUAAACGCACUCGCAGGCAGACUCCAAGGACAGGGGUUCAGCGGAUCAGUCCUCGCGAACAACCGAAAACUGACAAAACCGGUCUUAAAACGAACCGGGUUCGUGACACAAGACGACGUCCUGUACCCUCACCUGACGGUCCGCGAAACCCUAGUCUUCUGCUCAAUCCUCCGACUACCAAACACACUGUCAAAAAAUGAAAAAAUAACGAUGGCAGAAUCGGUGAUUUCGGAAUUGGGACUGACGAAAUGCGAGAACACGAUAAUAGGGAACAGCUUCAUAAGAGGGGUAUCGGGAGGAGAGAGAAAGAGAGUGAGCAUAGCGCAUGAGAUGUUGAUAAACCCUAGUUUGUUGAUAUUGGAUGAGCCGACGUCGGGUUUGGACUCCACGGCGGCGUAUAGGUUGGUGGAGAGGAUGGGGGAGAUGGCGGAGAAGGGGAGGAGGACGGUGGUGAUGUCGGUGCAUCAGCCGUCGAGUAGGGUGUAUAGGAUGUUUGAGUCGGUUUUGGUGUUGUCCGAGGGGAGGUGUAUUUAUUUUGGAAAAGGGUCUGAGGCUAUGACUUAUUUUCACUCUCUUGGAUUCUCGCCGUCUUUCCCCAUGAAUCCUGCUGAUUUCCUGCUUGAUCUCGCUAACGGUGUGUGCCAUCUUGAAGGUGUAAGUGAAAGAGAGAAGCCAAACAUAAAGCAUUCCCUUGUAGCUUCCUACAACACUUUGCUAGCACCCCAUGUCAAAUCUGCCUGUAUGUUAGACAUAACAACUACAGCCCCAGAAGAGACUCUAACAAAUGCUAGUCAUAGUCAUACUUCCAGAGAAUGCAAAAGAAGCUUCAGAAGCAGCAUUUCCACCUGGUUUACCCAAUUCACCAUUCUUUUCCAUAGAAGCCUCAAGGAACGAAGGCACGAAGCCUUCGACUCCCUUAGAGUCUUCCAAGUACUCUUUGCCUCACUACUAGCCGGUUCUAUGUGGUGGCACUCUGAUGUCCGCAACAUUGAAGACCGCUUAGGCCUCCUCUUCUUUUUCACAGUCUUUUGGGGAGUCCUCCCUUCCUUCAACGCCGUGUUUGCCUUUCCUCAAGAACGAGCCAUCUUCAUGAAGGAACGCGCUUCGGGUAUGUACACCCUUUCGUCCUAUUUCAUGGCUCGGAUAGUUGGGGACUUACCCAUGGAGCUCAUUUUGCCUACAAUAUUCAUCACCAUAGCCUAUUGGAUGGCCAGUCUGAAACCUGAAAUGGGUGCUUUUCUUUUGACUCUAUUGGUUUUGCUUGGUUACGUGCUCGCCUCACAAGGUCUAGGGCUCGCUCUUGGUGCUUUGAUCAUGGAUGCUAAGCGAGCUUCUACUAUGGUUACUGUCACAAUGUUGGCAUUUGUUUUAACAGGAGGGUUUUACGUGCAUAAAAUCCCAUCUUGCUUGGCUUGGAUGAAGUAUACAUCUACCACAUAUUACAGCUAUAGGCUUCUUAUUAAUGUCCAAUAUGGGGAAGGAAAGGAUAUAUUAUCACUACUUGGUUGCUCCCAUAGUGGAAUUGGCAACAAAGCCAAUUGUAGGUUUAUUGAAGAAGAUGUUGAAGGGCAAAUUCACCCAACAGUGAGCAUUGGUGUGUUGCUUUUGAUGAUGGCAGGAUACAGGUUACUCGCUUAUGUUGCAUUAAGGCGUAUCAAAGCAUGAAAAAAAUUGUGAAAUUCCACGAUUACUGGCUUGUGUUGCUUGAGGUAGAUGAGAUCAAAGUGUACUACUGGAUUGGAUUGGACCUCCCAAUUGGAACACUCCGAAUGACCAAAUGAUGCAGGAAAGAUAGUGUUUUUUCUUCAUAAGUCGGUGGCUUUGGUAUUGAUGUUGCUUGGUGUUGGUUUUAGUUUUAAUUGAAUUUAAACUAUGUCGAAAGGUCUAUUUACAAACAGUUCGCGCAAAGUAAAUGUAAAAAUUUAGAGAGCGACUGCUUCAAUGUUAUUUACAUUCAAAAUUAGCAAGUGAAAACUAUGUUUGCCAAUUUACAUUGCAAGAUAGAUCUUAAAGAGGCAAAAUUAUCAAUUUUGAGUGAAA